Messenger RNA from Neogale vison (American mink), 836 nucleotides. Its product is annotated as serine/Arginine-related protein 53-like. NCBI's taxonomy places the organism in Eukaryota, Metazoa, Chordata, Mammalia, Carnivora, Mustelidae. Gene Ontology annotation, biological process: alternative mRNA splicing, via spliceosome. The coding region runs from base 1 to 378 and encodes 125 amino acids. The record is from RefSeq and is a predicted model, not a curated record. The transcript has 4 exons. Gene Ontology annotation, cellular component: cytoplasm; nucleus.
AUGUCUGCAUUAGCUCUCCUGACAGACCAAGCCACCCUGGUUGAACAAGUAAAAAGAGUAAAAGAAAUUGAAGCCAUUGAAAGUGAUUCUUUUGUUCAGCAGACAUUCAGAUCAAGUAAAGAAGUCAAAAAGUCCGUGGAACCUGGUGAGGUGAAGCACACAGCUGUGACAUCAGGACCAGCACCAGGAGCUGCUGACCCACCCAGUAGUGAGAAAGAAAUAGAUCCCAGCAGCAUCCCCACGGCCAUCAAGUACCAAGAUGACAAUUCUCUGGCCCAUCCAAAUUUAUUUAUUGAGAAAGCUGAUGCUGAGGAAAAAUGGUUCAAGAGAUUAAUUGCCCUCCGACAAGAAAGGCUAAUGGGUAGUCCUGUGGCCUGAAUAAUAUACAGAUGGUUGAAUUAACAGUAACAUUGGAAAUUUAGGUUUUUAAAUCCCAAUAUUAACUUUUUACUCUUAAAAAGCAGUUAGCUGAUAAUGUAAAAAGGUACUGUUUCAUUCAUUUCUCAUGUAGGCUUGAAUAUUUGCUGAUUUGAACUUAACCAAACAUUGUGAAUAUUAAAACUAGUAUAAAAUUUAACAAUGCAUGAAAAUGUCAUACUGUUAAUAAAAAUAUCAGUGGUAAAAUAAAUGAUACACAGUAGUAUUUGAGUAAAAUCGGAAAAUAUCAAGUCAUCAUUUAAAGACACAAUUUUGAUUAAUCAUGCAUAUGUAAGAAUCAAACUAUAUGCUAUCCAUGUGAGAUUUCAUCUUCCAUGUAUUAUGAAACCAUUUUGAGUCUUUUUUUUCACAUUAUUGUAAAAAUUUAAGCAGAAUAAAAAGCACUCUAAACAAUCUAA